Molecule: messenger RNA, 1992 nt
Organism: Lentinula edodes (shiitake mushroom)
Lineage: Eukaryota; Fungi; Basidiomycota; Agaricomycetes; Agaricales; Omphalotaceae
Exons: 9
Coding region: 1-1992 (663 amino acids)
Source: RefSeq, a predicted model, not a curated record
AUGGGAGAUACCACAAGUACAAGAAGGCCAAUCAGGAUAGGGAAUUCCUCAGGCGCGAUUGGGGAUGGCCCCGACCAAUUAUACCGGCUAGCCACCGAAGGUCCCAUCGAUGCGAUAUUUAGUGAUUAUUUGGCGGAAGUAAAUAUUCCCUGGAGAGCACUUGAGAUGAUCGACAACCCCGAGCUUGGCUACGAACAAUCUCCUCUCAUACAGCUCCAGUGGGAGAACGCUGCAGAGGAAAUUGUGAACCGCGGGAUCAAGUGGGUUCAUGACGGAGGUGCACUGAAUCCUCGAGGCUUGUACGAGGAGAUCAAGAGAAUACUAGACGCGAAAGGACUUUUGGGCCAAACAAAACUUGCUUGGGUUGAAGGAGACAACGUCCUCGACACAGUCAAAGCAAACCUUGCUGAUAUUCAUGGUGCGGCAAAGAUCUACUCGCAUCUGGAUAUUCCUGGGCAGACGUUGAAUGAUGCCUUCAAGGAUGGAGACGUAGGACAGAUUCUUAGUGCAAACGCUUAUGUUGGCUUGCGAGGAAUCCUAGCAGCACUCGAAGACGGUGCACAAAUUAUUGUUUGUGGCAGGGUUUGCGACGCUUCGCCGGUCAUGGCCCUGGGUGCGUGGUGGCAUGGAUGGUCUUUGACUGACUGGGACCAGCUGGCGGGUAGCCUCGUAGCAGGACAUAUUACUGAGUGUGGACCUUACACUACCGGCGGAAAUUUUUGUGACUUUUGUAACCUCUUUUCGGACCCAGGCUCACCAGAAGCCAAGUUUUACGAUCUUGGCUACCCCAUUGUCGAGCUCGCGGACGACGGAUCAUGUAUGAUAACUCAACACCCGGGAUCCAAUGGCGGCGUCACUGUAGACACCGUCACCGCUCAGCUAGUGUAUGAAAUUCAAGGACCAAAGUAUCUCAAUCCUGAUGUUGUCGCUCAUCUCGAGAACGUCCGCGUCGAAACUGUGCCGGGCGAAAAGAAUAAAGUCCGAGUAUGGGGUAUAACAGGAUCACCCCCUCCGCCGACCACCAAGCUCGCGGUAUGCUCCCUUGGUGGGUACCAGGCGGAGAUGACAUUGUUUGCCGUGGGACUGAAUAUCAAGGAGAAAUACGAAAGUUGGAAGAUGCAGGUAAUGAGGAAAACCGAUCCCUCAAAAUUUUCUAAGAUUGCUAUCGACCUUUACGGAUACGGCUUGCAUUCACUGCCUGCAUCAGAGCCUAGCGCCAGUAUUGGUCCAGGUUCUCAGCUACGAUAUAAUGACCCUCAAUCACAGAAAGACUGUACUGCGAUGAUUCGGCACUUUGUGCAGGCGCCGACAAAGGAUGUCAUCAGUGAUUUCAUGAACCUCUUUUUGACGAUGGGGAUGGCGGGAUACCCGGGACUAUGUAGAAGUCUGGACUUUCGUGAUGGAGUUCCAAAGCCUUUCAUCAAGUAUUUCCCUGCGAUCAUCUCUCAGCAAGACGUAACCAUGCGAGUUCACCUAGACAACGUUGGAAAGAGUGAUGAAGGCCGAACGAUUGAUAUCUCACCCAUCCAAGAAGAACAUACAGAACUCUUCAAUGGUCAGAGAUCUUACGACCCAGAUGACAAACUGAGUUUGGCCAAUUUUGGACCAACGAGGAGGGUUCCGUUUGGCACACUUGUUCUUGCCCGUUCGGGCGACAAAGGCGGGAACGCCAACGUCGGGUUUUGGGUUCGCAAUGCAAAUUCCGAAGCAUGGCCCUGGCUUCGGUCGCUACUCACAAUUAACAAGCUGAGAGAACUAUUAGGAAAGGAUGCCUAUCCACCUCAUGAUCAAUUCCAAUCCCGACCAUACCAAAUAACUCGAUUCGAGAUGCCUUACAUUCAUGCAGUUCACUUCGUCAUCUUUGGGAUCCUUGAAGACGGUGUGAGCUCCUCAAGCCUAGUCGAUCCUUUGGGGAAAAGUGUCGGGGAGUAUUUGAGAGCGAGGGAGGUUGAUGUUCCUCUGAAGUUUCUUCUGGGAAGAGAGCUGGGAUGA